UCACGAAAAGAACCCCUUAAUGAAGAUUCCAAGCUUCAAGACGACGAGGAACAUCGUACAAAAUUACAAAAUGGCUGCUGAUCAGAAGAUGGAUGUGGAUGACAAGUCUGUCAACCACGAAGGAAUAAAACAGUAUUACAUCAGCAAAAAUGAGGAGCUGGAGCUUGUGGUGACAGAAAAAACACAAAAUUUAAGACGUCUAGCAGCUCAAAGAAAUGAACUCAAUGCAAAAGUGCGGAUGUUACGAGAGGAACUGCAGUUGCUACAGGAGCAGGGAUCUUAUGUGGGAGAGGUCGUCAAGGCUAUGGACAAGAAAAAGGUUCUGGUCAAGGUACAUCCAGAAGGGAAAUUUGUUGUGGAUUUGGACAAAAACAUAGAUAUUAAUGACAUCACGCCGAACUGCCGUGUAGCCCUGAGAAAUGACAGUUAUACACUCCACAAAAUCCUCCCUAACAAGGUUGAUCCUCUGGUGAGUCUUAUGAUGGUGGAGAAGGUACCAGACUCCACAUACGAGAUGGUGGGAGGUCUGGAUAAGCAGAUCAAGGAAAUCAAAGAAGUCAUUGAACUGCCAGUUAAACAUCCAGAGCUGUUCGAGGCCCUGGGUAUCGCUCAGCCCAAGGGUGUGCUUCUGUAUGGUCCUCCGGGAACAGGGAAGACGCUGUUAGCCCGUGCCGUGGCCCACCACACUGAGUGUACAUUCAUCCGAGUGUCUGGUUCAGAGCUUGUACAGAAGUUUAUUGGCGAGGGUUCCAGAAUGGUCCGAGAAUUGUUUGUGAUGGCCAGGGAACAUGCGCCAUCAAUUAUUUUUAUGGAUGAAAUUGAUUCCAUCGGUUCCUCGCGACUCGAGGGAGGCUCUGGAGGUGACAGUGAGGUACAGAGGACAAUGUUGGAGUUACUGAACCAGUUGGACGGAUUUGAACCCAAACAGAAUAUUAAGGUUAUCAUGGCCACCAACAGAAUAGACAUUUUAGAUUCUGCUUUAUUACGACCAGGAAGAAUAGACCGAAAAAUUGAAUUCCCUCCACCAAACGAAGAAGCAAGACUUGACAUCCUCAAAAUCCACUCUAGAAAGAUGAACUUAACCCGAGGUAUCAAUUUGAGGAAAAUAGCCGAGAUGAUGCCAGGUGCUUCUGGAGCAGAAGUGAAGGGUGUUUGUACGGAGGCAGGAAUGUACGCUCUAAGGGAGAGAAGGGUUCAUGUUACACAAGAAGACUUUGAACUUGCUGUUGCAAAGGUAAUGCAGAAGGAUUCGGAGAAGAACAUGUCCAUCAAAAAGCAAUGGAAGUGAGCCAAUAGGAUAGACUUAUUUUUUGACAUGUGGUGGUUCAAUGGUUGCAGAAAAGACGUGACUGAAUAUGUGCUCUGUGAAAGGAUUCCAUAAUCUCAUGGACUUCAUCAAUCUCAGGAUCAGUAAAUCAUCUGAAAGGGGGGCCACUUUCUGCAGGAGCAGACAAAUUGUUGGGUUGCGAGAAUCUGCACACAGAUAUUUAAAAUACGGCAGUAAGAAAAUAUGUUCUCUUCUGUAGAUCUUGGGCCAUAAAUUAUUGACAAGCCAGAAUGCUUGGUAUGACUUGGUUAAUACAUGUGAAAUUACAUUCAAGCAUAUCUGGUAAACUUCAAAAGAAUUCUCAAUAAACUAUUCCCACUUCAUUAAAGAAGGAUGCAUUUGCUUUUGAGAAGUUGGGUAAGAGGUAAAUUUUUGAAUGUGAAUACAACGAAUGUUGUGAGAUUUAUUAUGAACUUAAGUAAAAGAACAAUAUUUCUUUCUUAAAUUAUAUGAACAACUUAAAAGAGCAGAACCAGUGAAAGAGAUGUUGAGGAAACAGAAUGUGUGUGUAUAGGGUGUGAGAUGUGUGUUUAAGUGAUGUAGAUGGUGUGAAACAGAGCAAACUAUUCAAGUCUCUUCUAGUAAGUAGUACAAUUAAUUAAAACUAUGCUGGAGAUCACAACGGCUUCAUAUAAACUGAAGCAUAAAGAUAAAACUUGAGGUCUUAGCACUGAACCUGUCCUUAAUGCAGAUAUAGAUCUCAAAAGUAAUAUUUAUAUUGCAUUUCAUCGUAGGGAAAAUGAGUGGAACCUGUAUAAUAGUGCUAUCGAGUUUGAAUGCAGAAUUUGGUACAGACACUACAUCAGUUUCAUGUCCUGUACCGUCACUGUAAGUUCUGUUGUCAUGUAUAGGUGUACAGAGAGGAAUUAAUAAAUUACACAAUCUGUUUUGUAAUUGAU
This is a messenger RNA of Mizuhopecten yessoensis (Yesso scallop), 2226 nucleotides long. RefSeq names its product 26S protease regulatory subunit 8. The transcript is spliced from 13 exons. The coding region runs from base 20 to 1288 and encodes 422 amino acids. Lineage: Eukaryota; Metazoa; Mollusca; Bivalvia; Pectinida; Pectinidae. Gene Ontology annotation, cellular component: proteasome regulatory particle, base subcomplex. Gene Ontology annotation, biological process: proteasome-mediated ubiquitin-dependent protein catabolic process. The record is from RefSeq and is a predicted model, not a curated record. Gene Ontology annotation, molecular function: proteasome-activating activity; ATP binding; ATP hydrolysis activity.